Molecule: messenger RNA, 942 nt
Organism: Centruroides sculpturatus (bark scorpion)
Lineage: Eukaryota; Metazoa; Arthropoda; Arachnida; Scorpiones; Buthidae
Exons: 2
Coding region: 1-942 (313 amino acids)
Cellular component (GO): cytoplasm
Source: RefSeq, a predicted model, not a curated record
AUGUCUUUGGAUCGCUCGGGUGAAAAAUUACAGCGUUUCAAAAGUGCAUUACCGAUGCCAGAUGAAGAUGGGGAUAUAUAUUACGACGCUAUUGAUUUCGAAGACACCUUCGAAAGCCUAAGAAUUAAGAAUGACAAUCAAACUUUGAAAUUAGGGUCGAAAGAUAAAGAAGAUAAAUAUGAUUUAAAUAUGAGUUUAGGAGACAGAGAAAUGGCGACGAAAACAAAAGAAGCACACAGUAACGACAAAGAAAUAAAACCUACUGAAAUUAGAAAAUCAAUUAUCAAUUGUUUAGGAUACUUGAUUAAAAUUAUGAGAGAAACUUUAUCUACCGAAGACAUGGACGAAAUCAUUCAAGAAGACGUUAACUGCGACGGAAAUGAAAUAUUAAAUGAAGAUCUGGAUUUACGAGAAGAGCCGAUCUUUAUUGACUUUUCAAAACUUUUGGAAAUUAUGGCGAGGAAACUGUGGGGAUUCCAAUUAAGUAUUCAUAAUGACGGGACAUUAGAGUUAGGAAAAAACGAUAAUGUAACUGUUCAGCAUUUACGGACCAUUUUGACAUCAUUAGGAACAGUUAUGAUAAGUCUCGGCCAAACCAUUUCGGAUGAGGAAUUCGGCCAAAUCACGAAGAGAGAUUCAUCUGAUGGAAAUUCUGACUUUUCAAAAUUGAUAUGUAAUAUGAUAGAAAAGGAGAUAAAAGAAUCCGAUUUCAAUGUCGAUAUUAUUAGAGAUUUUGGCGUUUUCGAUCCGAGAGGAACAGGUUAUGUUUAUGUGGACGAACUUCGCGAAGCCAUGAUGAGCACGGGAGAUAUGUUCGGCCAGAGAGAAAUGAUAGAAUUUCUAGAAGAUAUGGAAGUUAAUGAACAGGGACAGUUCAACUACGUAGAUUAUGUCACCAAAGUGUCAAUGAAACGAAGUCAAAAGAAAUACAAUUUUUCAUAA